AUGGGCUUGUUUUGCUUUGACAGUUUGCACAAUGCCACAAAGAAAAUGCUCUUCUCCGACGCCCUAGCCGCCGUAUCACCACAACAACUCUGCAUUGCUACAAGAGCACCUGGCGUCGUUUUGGUUUUUGAAGAAUCAACUCAGUCGAGAAUGCCUUCCGACACUCCCAACAAAGGCUCUACCAACGACGAGGAGUGGGUUCCGGUGGAAGCUGGCGGCGCAGAUGAUUCCUGGGUGGACGUUGACGAGAAGGUCCCUAACGACACUGGUCGCGGCGCCUCCGACGUCUCCAAAGGAACUUCCAGCCCCAACCAAACCAGAAUCGUGCUUCAAGUCAUUAAGAAGUUCUACAAGGAGGAGAGUAAGGAGGCGUUUCUCUGGAGAAUGGCAAACACGAAGAAGUAG
Aureobasidium melanogenum CBS 110374 is the source of this 405-nucleotide messenger RNA. RefSeq lists its product as uncharacterized. Bases 1 to 405 code for a protein of 134 amino acids. The transcript has a single exon. Lineage: Eukaryota; Fungi; Ascomycota; Dothideomycetes; Dothideales; Saccotheciaceae. The record is from RefSeq and is a predicted model, not a curated record.